This is a messenger RNA of Dermacentor albipictus, 2294 nucleotides long. RefSeq lists its product as uncharacterized. Lineage: Eukaryota; Metazoa; Arthropoda; Arachnida; Ixodida; Ixodidae. The record is from RefSeq and is a predicted model, not a curated record.
UUCGCGCACAGGUUCUGGCGGGGAGCUACUAUCAUCAGCAAACGCGAAACAGCAUCCGCAGCCUGUUGGGCUCCGUCGAGAGAAGGCACAGAGGCAGGAAGAGACGACGGCAUCGGGAACGGAGGUGGCGUCGUUGUUCGCCAUGGUGGCGGUCGACGCGGCGACGAAAGGUGGACGCAGGAUCGGCAACGACGGAGUCGGCGCUGGAGGCCCCGCGUCGACGGCGUCGUCGUACUCGCCGCCGAAGUCCUUGGCGUGAACGAGAGGAGAGCCCGAUAAAAAAAAAAAAAAAAGAAAGACGGAGGGCGCAGGCCGGCGUGAAGUUGGCGUCGUUGUCGGAUCGGUGUAGUAACAACGUAUACGUCGAUCGUGGGUCUCCCAACACCCUAUGAAGGCUUUUCGUCGUUGGCCGGCGCGCGUACGUUAAAUGAGUAAAUGAGGAAUGCGGCGCCGUUCUUCCCGCUGCUGUGGAGGAUCGCCGCCCCACUGCUGCUCUGCGCCCUGCAAGCGCCGUUGCUGCUGAGACUGGCCACGGCCACGCUGCUGCUACCGGCCCAUGGCGCCGACGAAGCGCGUACAGCCACUGGGUGCCCAGUGCUCCGGGGAGUUCGAGUGCCAGAACCCGGAGAUGGUGCACUGCACGGAUGGAAUCUGCGCCUGCCGCUACGGACACCAUAGUCCGUACCUCUGCAAGGAAGCGCCAGUGACGCAAAGACCUGGCAAGGAUGGAGAGGAGGAAAACGGAUGGCCAGCGGUGGCCGACCGGGAGUGCCACACGGACCACCAAUGCCACCGCGGUUACUGCUGGCACGGCAUCUGCUCCUGCAAAGACGGCUUCGUCAAGGAGCGAAGCUUUUCUGGAAGCUGGAGCUGCGUCCACAGAACAUCUUCCUUUGGAUUCGGAAUCCUCGCUGUGAUCCCCGUGACCGUGGUGGUCCUCUGCCUCUUCGCCUGUUGUGUACAAGUUGCUCUGCGCAAGCAACAACAGAUGCCCUCCAACGCCGCUGCAGUACAGCCCGAAGGCGCACAAGACGACGGCAAUGCCGGCACGUCGGCUGCUGGAGUGAGCAAUAUCUACAGACAAAGACGCUACUUUCCGCACUACGUAGAAAGUCCUAAGCCCCAUGCGACAAACGAGGCUCUGGCAGCGCCGACCGCGUCCUGUGCUACAGGAAUGGAGCCAGUCGAAGCCAAGGAAACUGCGCCAGGCAUCGGGGAAGCCGGAAGCUCUGCAAACGCCAACCAUUCACUGCAGGCCUAACGAUGACGCAAGAAGUUUCUGUUCGUCAAGUGUCACGAAAGCAUCGUGCACUUCUGCUCUCAUCAGUGCUGUUUGAAAGGAAAACGCAGCAGAUGAUAAUCAAAUCAUUAGCUUCGUCUGCUGCUUCUGCUUACACAUUUGCCUUUCAAAAAGUGGAUAACUUUACGCCUUACACUUAAUCAAACAAGGAGCGCUAAAUGUUCUGGAAUUAUACAGCCUACGCUAUUGUGUGAUAUGGCCUAUGCUAUUGCGCAGGCUAGUGUGUGACGAGUCACCUCGUAAAAGCGCAGACGGCUUAGAUCUGAAGCACUACGGCACCGCAAUAGUUGUAAAAAAAAAAAGACAUGGCUUUAGACGCGACUUCCACAGGCUUUCUUCAUUUUCUAUGUACAUUCUUUUUACCUGUUCAGAUCGCAGGGUUUCCCUUUUUUUUUUCAACAGCAGUAAGUUGUAUGACCCAUAAUGAUGAUUUGCUUGCGGUAAGAUUUGAAUAUUUUUCCAUAGUGACAGGUUCCUUUAUUUCGUUUCGUAUUUUAAGUACUUUAACGUUUCUGACGCGGCGAGAACAUUAGUGUUGCAGUACUUGGAUAUUUGCACGCUAGGUGGGGACUACUUCAUGGUAAAGAAAUACGUGAUUCACGCGGAAGCAGCCGGAUGGUGCAAAGCUGGUACCUCGUAAUGCUACUUUCGUAUAUUCAGAUUAAUUCAUUGAGCUCGAGGAAGAAGUCCGAGAAAGAAGAAAAUAAGAGUGAUUCUAAAUUCGUGCAUAGUACCACUGUCAUCCUAUAACACGAUGGCACAUGGCAGAUUUGGGUACCAAAGGUACAAACAAGCUGACAAAGAGCCCUAACUGAUGACAUAGUCAGCGCUCGUGUUAUCGUGUGGUCGAUAAAUAACGCACAAAAUUUCAUUUGCCAGCAGUUUAGAGAGUGGAACUUUCAUCAGAGCAGGUUACAAUUUGGGAGUCUUGCAAACCUUAACAUUUCCUUUUGUGUGUGCGUGUGCGUGUGUGGCUGCGUGCGUGUGUGCGCCC